Molecule: messenger RNA, 798 nt
Organism: Saccostrea cuccullata (small rock oyster)
Lineage: Eukaryota; Metazoa; Mollusca; Bivalvia; Ostreida; Ostreidae
Exons: 2
Coding region: 10-483 (157 amino acids)
Source: RefSeq, a predicted model, not a curated record
UCUGGUGGAAUGACCCGAGGUCGAGGGAUGGGUGAAAACCAGCGUGCUCAGUGGAUCAUGUCAAUGCCAGCCUGUGCAAAGUUAAAAGUUACAUUGCAAGAUUUAACAGGUACAGGAUUCCAAACAUCUGACAUCCAUAAAGGAGCAUCAACAGCAAGAAUGUCGAGAGACAAGAAGGACAUCUCCGCAGUUUUAGAGUUCCUAAGACUACGCAAUCCAUUUGAAGGUGACAACACACUGAGAAAUAUCCACACAGGGGAAAUAGCUCACAAGUCUGUCAAUGCUGACACUGCGAGAAUUGUUGGAAAGAAAAUCAUUUCAACUUUACCAGGGCAAAAUAUUGUGGACUACACUUUCAAGAAGUCGCAACAGGUAGUGACACUUUCCUCAAAAUGCAAAGCGAAAUUAGAUGGUGACCCAGUAGAUGUAGAUCCACAGCUGUUAUUUCAGCGCUGUACUACUGCUGCAAAUGGAAUGUUUUAAGACCCCUCAGAAAUCUUUAAAUAUGAACUUACCAGUGUUCCAUCUUCCCUCUUUGACGAAGAUGGUUUGCCAAGAGAGGCAAAUAAAUCAGCACUUGCAGAUGCCUUGUGGAACACUGUCCAUUGCAGUGCAGCUGAUGGCGAAAUUAAAGAACCUGACUACAUAUUGGAUGGCGGUUCUUUAUUGCAUAAGAUUCCAUGGAAUAGAGGUGACUCAUUCAAAUCAAUUUGCAAAGCAUGCACCGACUAUGUAAACCGAAGAUAUGGAGCUGCUGCUGUGGUUGUGUUUGAUGGCUAUCAAAACCAGCCAUCUACC